ACGCUUAAUACGUUAAUAAUAGAUAUUAUAAGGAUUAGUUUUAGCUUAAGUAAAGAAAUCCUCGCCCUAAGUAUAGUAAAAGUAAAGACGUACUUCGGAAUAAUAACUUUCCAUAUUUUACCUAUUAAUACCCCAUUUCUCUUAUAUUUAAAAAACAUAGAUUAA
Colletotrichum lupini is the source of this 165-nucleotide messenger RNA. RefSeq lists its product as uncharacterized. Lineage: Eukaryota; Fungi; Ascomycota; Sordariomycetes; Glomerellales; Glomerellaceae. The record is from RefSeq and is a predicted model, not a curated record. The annotation marks the transcript as partial. The transcript has a single exon.